Psammomys obesus (fat sand rat) is the source of this 1264-nucleotide messenger RNA. It is a transcript of the gene Ch25h, whose product is annotated as cholesterol 25-hydroxylase. Gene Ontology annotation, molecular function: iron ion binding; C-4 methylsterol oxidase activity; steroid hydroxylase activity. The transcript has a single exon. The record is from RefSeq and is a predicted model, not a curated record. The coding region runs from base 1 to 897 and encodes 298 amino acids. Lineage: Eukaryota; Metazoa; Chordata; Mammalia; Rodentia; Muridae. Gene Ontology annotation, biological process: cholesterol metabolic process; sterol biosynthetic process.
AUGGGCUGCCACAACGUUUCGGAGCUCCGGGACCUGGGCUGUUCCAGCCAGCUGCUUCUGCAGCCGCUCUGGGACACCAUGAGGAGCAGGGAGGCGUUCGCUCGCUCACCCCUUUUCCCCGUCAUCUUCUCGAUGGUCACCUACGUGGGCUUCUGCCUGCCGUUCGUGGUGCUGGACCUGCUGUGCCCCUGGGUGCCCAUCCUGCGACGCUACAAGAUCCACCCCGACUUCUCGCCGUCGGCGAGGCAGCUGCUGCCCUGCCUGGGGCUGACCCUCUCCCAGCACCUGGUGGUGGUGUUCCCGGUGACGCUGCUGCACUGGGCGCGCAGCCCCGCGCUCCUGCCGCGGGAGGCCCCCGAGCUCUUCCAGCUGCUGAGCCACGUCCUCAUCUGCUUGCUGCUCUUCGACGCCGAGGUCUUCGCGUGGCACCGGCUGCAGCAUAAGGUGCCCUGGCUGUAUCGCACCUUUCACAAGGUGCAUCACCAGAACGCGUCCUCCUUCGCGCUGGCCACGCAGUACAUGAGCGUCUGGGAGCUGCUUUCCCUGACCUUCUUCGACGUGCUGAACGUCGUGGUGCUUCAGUGUCACCCACUCACCGUCCUCGUCUUUCACGUGGUCAACAUCUGGCUGUCGGUGGAGGAUCACUCAGGCUACGACUUUCCGUGGUCCACGCACAGACUCGUGCCCUUUGGCUGGUACGGGGGCGUGGCUCACCACGACCUGCACCACUCUCAGUUUAACUGCAACUUUGCUCCUUACUUCACACACUGGGACAAAAUGCUGGGGACCCUGCGGUCCGCGCCCCUGCCAGCGCGCUCCUGUGCCUGUGGUGGGCGCUACCUGGACUCCGGAGAGCUGUGCCCUUCACACUUGAACCAGGAGAAGAAACAGACUUGAGUUGUUUUUUUCAGAAGUUAGUAAGUUUUUAAACAUUGAACACUACUAUAAAAUCGAGUGUGUUUCUGCAAUAUGACAAAAAUAAUUUAUAUAAUGUUUGUAUAUCAAUUUAAUUGUAGUCUUGGUGUCAAAUUUCAACUCACUCCAGUGUCAUUGACUUCUGGACACAGGUUAGACAUUCAGCAUGGUGUACUUGAAUCGUUAUGAUAUCUAGAAAAAAUUGUUUAUAGAACCAAGACUUUCCUACGUAUGAAUUUGCACUGGAACUGGGCUAAACACACAUGUUGAUGAAAGACCUGAUUUCUGACUCUUUAAAUAAGCAAACCUGUUCCUGCUGGGCAGUGACCAAGGUUAUAGUAUAUUUUUU